Messenger RNA from Suncus etruscus (white-toothed pygmy shrew), 3558 nucleotides. RefSeq names its product semaphorin 5A (gene SEMA5A). Bases 226 to 3447 code for a protein of 1073 amino acids. Lineage: Eukaryota; Metazoa; Chordata; Mammalia; Eulipotyphla; Soricidae. Gene Ontology annotation, biological process: semaphorin-plexin signaling pathway; positive regulation of cell migration; negative regulation of axon extension involved in axon guidance. Gene Ontology annotation, molecular function: chemorepellent activity; semaphorin receptor binding. The transcript is spliced from 23 exons. The record is from RefSeq and is a predicted model, not a curated record.
CUUUUCCUGGGCGCCGCAGGAUUGGCCGCAGCCGGUCGAGCUGCACCUGUGUUGCUGUGUGAGAAUUGGACUUUCACUGCCCAGUGGUUGUGGCCCCUUCUUGUGAUUCAUGACUGAGGAAACAGGACCAUUACCUUUUUCCAGCUUGGCUCUUUUCUCACAUGACGGCAAGACAAGCUUCUGGUUAGGAGAAGCGUGUCCCGAGUCUGCAGCCCUCUGCCCACCAUGAAGGGACCUUCUGUCCUUGCGUGGCUCUUCUCAAGCCUGAGCUGGUGGAGACUCGUGCAGCUGCAAACAGAUGUGUCGGGGUGCCAGCGUAUUGAGCAUCCGGUCAUUUCCUACAAAGAAAUUGGUCCCUGGUUGCGGGAGUUCAGAGCGAAGGAUGCUGUGGAUUUCUCGCAGUUAACAUUUGACCCAGGACAGAAAGAACUUGUUGUAGGAGCAAGAAACUACCUCUUCAGACUCCAGCUUGAGGAUUUAUCUCUGAUUCAGGCUGUGCAGUGGGAGUGUGAUGAAGCUACCAAGAAGGCCUGCUACAGUAAGGGCAAGUCACAGGAGGAAUGUCAGAACUACAUCCGGGUGCUUUUGGUGGGUGGUGACCGACUAUUCACCUGUGGAACCAACGCUUUUACGCCUGUCUGCACCAAUCGAACGUUGAGCAAUCUGACGGAGAUCCAUGACCAGAUCAGCGGCAUGGCACGCUGUCCCUACAGCCCACAGCAUAAUUCCACAGCUUUGCUCACAGCUGGUGGUGAGCUCUAUGCGGCCACAGCCAUGGACUUCCCAGGGCGUGAUCCUGCCAUUUAUCGAAGUCUGGGCAUCCUGCCCCCUCUUCGCACAGCCCAGUACAACUCAAAAUGGCUCAACGAGCCAAACUUUGUGUCAUCCUAUGAUAUUGGGAAUUUCACCUACUUCUUCUUCCGAGAAAACGCCGUGGAGCAUGACUGUGGGAAGACUGUGUUCUCCAGAGCCGCUCGUGUCUGCAAGAAUGACAUUGGGGGGCGCUUCCUGCUAGAGGACACAUGGACUACAUUCAUGAAGGCCAGACUCAACUGCUCCCGGCCUGGAGAGGUGCCCUUCUACUACCAUGAGCUGCAGAGUACAUUCUUCCUGCCUGAACUGGAUCUCAUCUAUGGCAUCUUCACCACCAAUGUGAACAGCAUCGCCGCCUCAGCUGUGUGUGUCUUCAACUUGAGCGCAAUCUCUCAAGCAUUCAAUGGGCCUUUCAAGUAUCAAGAAAACUCACGCUCUGCCUGGCUACCCUACCCCAACCCCAACCCCAACUUCCAGUGCGGCACUGUGGACCAGGGUCUCUACGUGAAUCUGACAGAAAGGAACCUGCAGGAUGCACAGAAGUUCAUCCUGAUGCACGAGGUGGUGCAGCCCGUGAGCCCCACACCUGCCUUCCUGGAGGACAACAGCCGCUUCUCCCAUGUGGCUGUGGACGUGGUUCAGGCCAGGGACAUGCUGGUCCACAUCAUCUACUUGGCCACAGAUUACGGGACCAUUAAGAAGGUGCGGGCCCCACUGAGUCCAGUUUCGGGCAGCUGCUUGCUGGAGGAGAUAGAGCUGUUCCCCGAGCGGCGGCCCGAGCCCAUCCGCAGCCUCCGCAUCCUGCACAGCCAGAGCGCCCUGUUUGUGGGGCUGCGCCAGCAUGUAGCCAAGCUGCCACUUAAGCGCUGCCAGUUCCAUCGAUCGCGCAGUGCUUGCAUCGGUGCCCAAGACCCCUACUGUGGCUGGGACAUGGUGAUGAAGAAAUGUACCAGCCUGGAGGAGAGCCUGAGCAUGAGCCAAUGGGAGCAGAGCAUUUCCACGUGCCCGAUCCGGAACCUCACGGUGGAUGGGCACUUUGGGCCUUGGUCUGCAUGGACACCCUGCACCCACACAGAUGGCAGUGCCCUGGGCUCCUGCCUCUGCCGUACCAGGGCCUGUGACAGCCCAGCCCCUCGGUGUGGCGGCUGGCAAUGCCAGGGCCCCCGUAUGGAGAUUGCCAACUGUUCCAGGAAUGGCGGCUGGACCCCCUGGACAUCGUGGUCACCUUGCAGCACCUCAUGCGGGAUCGGUUUCCAAGUGCGACAACGAGCCUGCAGCAACCCUAGCCCGCGACACGGUGGCCGUGUGUGCGUGGGCCAGAACCGUGAGGAGAGAUACUGCAAUGAGCAUUUGCUGUGUCCCCCACACAUGUUCUGGACAGGCUGGGGGCCCUGGGAGCGGUGCACGGCCCAGUGUGGUGGCGGCAUCCAAGCUCGCCGCAGAACUUGCGAGAAUGGGCCUGACUGUGCAGGUUGCAAUGUGGAGUACCAGCCUUGUAACACUAACCCAUGUCCAGAGUUAAAGAAGACAACACCAUGGACGCCCUGGACACCUGUCAACAUCUCAGACAAUGGUGGCCACUAUGAACAGCGGUUCCGGUAUACCUGCAAAGCCCGCCUGCCUGACCCAAAUUUGCUGGAAGUGGGGAGACAGAGAAUUGAAAUGCGCUAUUGUUCCAGUGAUGGCACCAGUGGCUGCUCCACGGAUGGCCUUUCUGGGGAUUUCCUACGAGCGGGUCGGUACUCUGCCCACACCGUCAAUGGGGCCUGGUCAGCCUGGACGUCCUGGUCCCAGUGCAGUCGAGACUGCAGCCGGGGCAUCCGGAACCGGAAGCGUGUGUGCAACAACCCCGAGCCCAAGUAUGGGGGCAUGCCUUGCCUGGGCCCAUCCCUUGAGUACCAGGAAUGCAACAUACUGCCUUGCCCAGUGGACGGCAUGUGGUCCUGCUGGUCCUCCUGGUCCUCUUGUUCUGCAACAUGUGGUGGUGGCCACUACAUGCGUACCCGCUCCUGCACUAACCCAGCGCCAGCGUAUGGAGGUGACAUCUGCCUGGGGCUGCACACUGAGGAGGCCAUCUGCAGUACACAGCCUUGUCCAGAGAGCUGGUCUGAGUGGUCAGGCUGGUCCACCUGCGAUGAUUCUGGAAUGCAAGUCCGGGCCCGCCAAUGCCUCCUCCUGUUUCCUGUGGGGAACCAGUGCUCCGGAAAUGCCACUGAGAGCCGGCCAUGUGUUUUUGAUUCCAACUUUAUCCCAGAAGUUUCUGUCGCCCGAUCUAGUAGUGUCGAAGAAAAGAGGUGUGGAGAGUUCAACAUGUUCCAUAUGAUUGCCGUGGGCUUGAGCAGUUCCAUCCUGGGCUGCCUCCUCACACUUCUUGUGUACACCUACUGCCAACGCUACCAGCAACAGUCCCAUGAUGCCACAGUCAUCCACCCAGUCGCUCCUGCUCCACUCAACACUAGCAUCACUAACCACAUCAACAAACUGGACAAGUAUGACUCGGUGGAGGCCAUUAAGGCAUUUAACAAGAACAACUUGAUCCUUGAGGAACGGAAUAAAUACUUCAACCCGCAUCUCACUGGGAAAACCUAUUCUAAUGCUUACUUCACAGAUCUCAAUAAUUAUGAUGAGUACUAAUAACUUCUAUUGGGGAGCUCUUUGGAAUUUCUCCAUACCUGUGCUCCAUGAUGGCCUAUGUUUCUGAGACUUCUGAGAUGAGGUUUGGAUCCAUUUUUAAGUGCAUUUUAA